AUGUUGGCUUCCUUCACCGGCGCCGGCUUAAGGGUUUUCUGCAACCGCCUUGUCUCGCCGCCGCCCGUCUUCUUCCGCCCUAAUCCUCUGUUGCAUUCCAGAUUACGAAUUUCGACAUUCAUGGCGAGUCCGAACAGUUCCUACGCCGGCAAAUCCUCUUUCACCGCAUCGGCCCAUUCUAGCAGAAGUGGUGGUGAGAGUAGAGGCGGAGGAUUGGGGAUGAAAGAUAAUCGCCGGAGAUCAAGAGGCGGAAGUUCUUCUGGGAAUGACAAAAUCGAUGCUCUUGGCAGAUUACUAACGCGUAUACUGAGACACAUGGCUUCAGAGUUGAAUUUGGAAAUGAGGAGUGAUGGAUAUGUCAAGGUCCAAGACCUUCUGAAGUUGAAUCUGAAGACUUUUGCUAAUAUACCACUUCGAUCUCAUACAAUCGAUGAAGUUAAAGAGGCUGUCAGAAGGGAUAACAAGCAGCGGUUUAGUAUAUUGGAAGACAAUGGGGAGCUUCUAAUACGUGCGAAUCAAGGCCACACUAUACAGACAGUUGAAACGGAGAGCUUGCUUAAACCUAUACUUUCAGCUGAAGAAGUUCCAGUCUGCGUGCAUGGGACCUACAUGAAAAACUUGGAGUCAAUUCUUGGAGGGGGUCUCAAGCGCAUGAAGAGAUUACACGUGCAUUUCUCUUGUGGCUUGCCAACCGAUGGAGAAGUUAUUAGUGGUAUGAGACGAGAUGUUAACGUCUUAAUCUUUCUCGACACGAGAAAGGCUUUGGAAGAGGGAAUGAAGCUGUAUAUAUCGGACAACAAGGUGAUUUUAACAGAGGGUUUUGAUGGAGCUGUGCCUGUGAAGUACUUCCAGAAGAUAGAAUCUUGGCCAAAGAGAGAGCCUAUUCCUUUUUAA
Molecule: messenger RNA, 894 nt
Organism: Striga hermonthica
Lineage: Eukaryota; Viridiplantae; Streptophyta; Magnoliopsida; Lamiales; Orobanchaceae
Source: the annotation of a GenBank genome assembly